AUGGCCCAGCAGCUUCGCGCUGAUGAGCAAGCGGGACCCAGCUCGCAGCGAUCCGCCAGCAUGCCAAACGUGCUCGCGAACUCGAAUGCUCACCAGCGCCGCUACGACGAAAACACCGAAUCCUGGGUCGAAGUCGCUUCUCAGCCAUCGUCCUCGUCGCUCUCCAGCAUCGGCGACGAAAUCGUGACAACUGGACUGCGCGUCGGGAGCUCUUACAACCGCCGCCGACGAGUGCAGGCUCCCGCGAGAUCGGUGCCGCGUAUACAGACAACCAUCCCCGUUACGGGCACAGGCAGCCAAGAUGAAUACGACGAAAGCGACAGCGAGGAAGAUCAUGUACUCUCCAGCUCGACAGAGAAUAUGCAGCCGUCACCGGAGGAGGAUAUGGAGGACUCUGACGGCGAGUCUGACGGAGACGCGGGCACGGCGUUGGGCCAAGCACAUAACCAACCCGUCUUUCGACCGCAGCCAAACGCAUUCUCGCAUCCUCCGUCACACCAGCGAAGCUACUCGUCUAAUGCAGCCAUGUCCCCGCAUCCUCACAGAGACUUUACCCGUCCGUCCUUCUCUCAGCGCUCGCAUACGAGAGUGCAACGUGGACCCAGCUUUAUGUCGCCGUCGGUUCGGGAAGAUAACGACGCGGCUCUCCGUGCGUCUUUGACCACUCUCCUGUCAUGCGCUGCAGCAGCUAGGGGUCUGCCCAAGAGCAAGGAGGAAACCGAGGCGCAGCGGGCUGCACAAACAGGAGUUGGUCCCAGCAGCCAGCCUAUGGAGCUCCGGUUUGUCCCAGAACAGGAGUUGGAGGAAGAGUCUGAGAAACCUCGGGCAGCGGCGGCGACCCCAGUCAACAAAUGUGGACAGUCCUCUCCUGCCAGGUCAAGCUCGCAGACUCGUUCGUCUUCUGACAAAGCCAAACGGGCUGUAUCAACAGGCCGAAACCCUCGGGCGACUAAGAAAAAGAGGACGGCAGCUGCCACCGCUGUUUCAGAAGAGACGUUUAUUUCUCCAACCCUUCUCACUUGGGUCGUCAGUGCUGGAGUCGUCGUGCUCGUAUCCGUAGUUGGCUUUGGAGCCGGUUACGUUAUUGGGCGCGAGGUAGGCCGCCAGGAGGGCCUGACUGCCAGUGUCAGCAGCGUCAAUGAAACUGCAUCCUCCGGCCGCGACGUUCUUCGCUCAUCAGGCGGAGGUUUAAGACGAUUCAGAUGGGGCGAUGUCGGACGAAGCAUUGUCGCCCAAGCGUGA
Messenger RNA from Trichoderma asperellum CBS 433.97, 1242 nucleotides. RefSeq lists its product as uncharacterized. NCBI's taxonomy places the organism in Eukaryota, Fungi, Ascomycota, Sordariomycetes, Hypocreales, Hypocreaceae. The record is from RefSeq and is a predicted model, not a curated record.